CUGGGGCAGCGCGGUGGGGACCUUGAGGGUGGCUGGGCCAGUUUUGGAUCCUGCGGGGAGCGGGGAACCGAAGGUAGCGACGCCGAGGGAGCGGGCACACCACGGAGGGAGAGACGAGGUCCGAAAACCCGGCAGCGCUUUUACGCACGGCUGCCAACUGGCUGCUGCCGACCGUCUCCAGUUCCCGAGGACGCGCGACCGGACACCGGGUCCCGCCGCAGCCGAGGACAGCUCGCCGCUCGCCGCAGCGAGGCCCGGGGCGGCCCUUCAGGGGGACCUUUCCCAGACCGCCCGGAUGUGCACGAAAAUGGAACAGCCUUUCUACCACGACGACUCAUACGCAGCGGCGGGAUACGGUCGAACCCCUGGCAGUUUGUCUCUACACGACUACAAACUCCUGAAACCAACCUUGGCGCUCAACCUGGCGGAUCCCUAUCGGGGUCUCAAGGGCCCCGGAGCGCGCGGCCCGGGCCCAGAGGGCAGUGGGGCAGGCAGCUACUUUUCGGGUCAGGGAUCAGACACAGGCGCGUCUCUGAAGCUCGCCUCCACGGAACUGGAGCGUUUGAUCGUCCCCAACAGCAACGGCGUGAUCACGACGACGCCCACGCCUCCGGGACAGUACUUUUACCCCCGUGGGGGUGGCAGCGGUGGAGGUACAGGGGGUGGCGUCACCGAGGAGCAGGAGGGCUUUGCGGACGGCUUUGUCAAAGCCCUGGACGACCUGCACAAGAUGAACCACGUGACGCCCCCCAACGUGUCCCUGGGCGCCAGCGGGGGUCCCCAGGCCGGGCCAGGGGGCGUCUACGCUGGUCCGGAGCCGCCUCCCGUCUACACCAACCUCAGCAGUUAUUCCCCAGCCUCUGCAUCCUCUGGAGGCGCCGGGGCCGCUGUCGGGACUGGGAGCUCGUACCCGACGGCCACCAUCAGCUACCUCCCACAUGCACCACCCUUUGCGGGCGGCCACCCGGCGCAGCUGGGCUUGGGUCGCGGCGCCUCCGCCUUUAAAGAGGAACCGCAGACCGUCCCAGAGGCACGCAGCCGCGACGCCACGCCGCCGGUGUCCCCCAUCAACAUGGAAGACCAGGAGCGCAUCAAAGUGGAGCGAAAGCGGCUGCGGAACAGGCUGGCGGCCACCAAGUGCCGGAAGCGGAAGCUGGAGCGCAUCGCGCGCCUGGAGGACAAGGUGAAGACGCUGAAGGCUGAGAACGCGGGGCUGUCGAGUACUGCGGGCCUCCUACGGGAGCAAGUGGCCCAGCUCAAGCAGAAGGUCAUGACCCACGUCAGCAACGGCUGCCAGCUACUGCUGGGGGUCAAAGGACACGCCUUCUGAGCGCCUCCCUCGCUCCUCACGGACACCCCCAGCCCGAAAGGCUGGGCGCCCGCCCCCCACUGGGGUGAGGGGGGCAGGCGAUGGGCAUCCGCCCGGAGGCCUGGGGCGCCGCACACACACUGGACUCUGGCUCGCCCGCCUGCGCCCAGUCCCUUCACCUCGACGUUUACAUGCCUUUCCUCCCCCCCCCCCCCGCUGUCACCGUAUUUUGUAUGUCUUUUUUUUUUCUGGGAAGAGACCGAAUUCAUAUUGAAUAUAAUAUAUUUGUGUAUUUAACAGGGAGGGAGAAGGGGGCUAUCGCGGCGGAGCUGGCCCCGCCGCCUGGUACUCAGCCUGCCGGGACACUAGGAAGGGACCUCCGCCCCCUGCCCUCCCCCUCUGCACAGUACUGUGGAGAAGAAACACGCACUUCGUGUCUAAGAGUCUAUUUUAAGAUGUGUUUGUGUGUGUGUUUGACUUUUUAUUGAAUCUAUUUAAGUAAAAAAAAUUGUCUUUAUUAA
Alexandromys fortis (reed vole) is the source of this 1830-nucleotide messenger RNA. RefSeq names its product JunB proto-oncogene, AP-1 transcription factor subunit (gene Junb). The transcript has a single exon. NCBI's taxonomy places the organism in Eukaryota, Metazoa, Chordata, Mammalia, Rodentia, Cricetidae. The record is from RefSeq and is a predicted model, not a curated record. Gene Ontology annotation, molecular function: RNA polymerase II cis-regulatory region sequence-specific DNA binding; DNA-binding transcription factor activity, RNA polymerase II-specific; transcription factor binding. Bases 296 to 1330 code for a protein of 344 amino acids. Gene Ontology annotation, biological process: regulation of cell cycle; regulation of transcription by RNA polymerase II; regulation of cell population proliferation. Gene Ontology annotation, cellular component: transcription regulator complex.